Molecule: messenger RNA, 783 nt
Organism: Pocillopora damicornis (cauliflower coral)
Lineage: Eukaryota; Metazoa; Cnidaria; Anthozoa; Scleractinia; Pocilloporidae
Biological process (GO): signal transduction
Molecular function (GO): protein binding
Source: RefSeq, a predicted model, not a curated record
AUGACUUUAGUACGGCGCGGGAAAUGGGGCGGAAUAAGCGACCAUUUCUUGAUGCGCAUGAUGAAUACCCAUGACAGAAGUGGAAUAGAUGCUCUCCUUUACGGGUUGGAACAGCCGGAGAGGAGACUGGUGAUAUUUCGAGGGAGCACUGUCCUUCCAAGAGAAUUAUCUGACUUGGAGAAAGAAGUUUUGUGUGCAGUCACAUUUCCAAUCCCCGACUACAUAAAGGUGAGGGGACCAGUGGCACUAGAGGCAUACAGGAGAGCACUGGAGACAGGCAAAACUUUCGAUAGACGUACCAAAAUUGUGUUGAUUGGUCAGGACCGUGUAGGCAAAACAAGCCUGAGAAGAUACCUCAGAGGUGAAGCAUUUGUUAAAGAUGAAGCCAGCACUAAUGGGAUCGAAAUGAUUUCCCCUGUCAAGAACGCAGGAAAAGGGGCAUGGAGGAAUCCAGCCCUGCUUGAAAAAACGAGUGCACUUGACCACAAGUGUGCAGAAUUGGUUACACAAGAGUUACGCAGCAGCUCUGAAGAACGACUACAAAGGAUUCAAGGGUUUGCUGGAAAAGUAAAGGAGACGAGAGGCGAACCUACAGGAGAAAAGGGAGUGACUCAAGAACGUUCAAAUGACGACCUUGCUUCAAAAGAAGUCAUUGAAAGAAAAGGCUUAGUUAAUUUUUUUGUAAGUGCCUCACCUCCGCAUUUCGACAUUUUUAUCGAUUUGAACGUAAGAGCUAUGUGGACAAAGGAGAGACAAACGCCAUGCUUUGCCGAUUUCUGCUAA